CGAAUUAUUCUGUGAAAGACCGCCAAAUUUUGGAAAAGGAACGUAUGAUAAAAAGGCAAGCACGUGCACUAUAGAGUACAAUUUCUACACGGACAACGUACUGGAUGCUACCGAUUUUUGCGAAGCGCAGCAUCCGUACAGCCUCAAGGAUAAAAAUCGAAAAGGCCAAAAAACUAUAUGCGUUAUAAGUAGGUUUUCCAAUUCAAGUUGCACCAUCCGGCUAAGAUCGGACGCUACUCUUUUUCGUGUGAAAAUAGUCUGUUGCCUUCAAUCCCUCCAAUUUUGA
Molecule: messenger RNA, 286 nt
Organism: Haemonchus placei
Lineage: Eukaryota; Metazoa; Nematoda; Chromadorea; Rhabditida; Trichostrongylidae
Source: the annotation of a GenBank genome assembly